Messenger RNA from Beta vulgaris subsp. vulgaris (sugar beet), 1446 nucleotides. RefSeq lists its product as uncharacterized. The transcript is spliced from 5 exons. Bases 514 to 1446 code for a protein of 310 amino acids. The record is from RefSeq and is a predicted model, not a curated record. NCBI's taxonomy places the organism in Eukaryota, Viridiplantae, Streptophyta, Magnoliopsida, Caryophyllales, Amaranthaceae.
UAUAUGUCCUCGACUUAAAUGCAAUUACUAAUAUAUAAUGGAUCGUAUUAUAGAGAUAAUAAGUUCGUUAUAUUGGGUCGUCUAUACGUCUUGCUAGAGAAAGCUAUAGAACUUCGGAUUAGUAAAUAAAUAAACCCGAAACCCAAUGUAACGGAUCCUACAAGGUCACACAUUAAACUUGGAUCAACAAAAGAAACCUAGAGCCCAAGAGGGCCCUAGGGUGGCCGGCCAAGAGAUAGGAAAAGGGGAGAGAAAUCUGACCUAAAUACUUUUGUAUAUUUGGGUUAGGCAGAAAAGAAAACGAUCAGUUUAUUCUCUUAUUAUUUUCUCUCUCCUAUUCUCUCUCUUCAAAAGUCACGUUAUACUCCAAGAAACCAAAGAAGAAGUUUUCUUCCUUUCCAACUAGCAUUGGUGGAGUGUUGAUCUGGGUUGGUGGACUAAGUAGAGGAAUCACAUCUGAGAUUCUCAAUCCGGGUUCUUCAAGCUUUGUGGAAAUCACGCUACAAAGAUAUCAUGUCUAAUAACAACAACAACAACUCCGGUUUCAACAUUCGUCCUUUUCUGGAAAAGGACAGACUGAAUGGUGAAAAUUUCCUUAAUUGGGAAAGGACCUUAAGACUCGUUCUGAGGUUUGAGGGUCGAGAGGACGUCUUAGAUACCCCGCUUCCUGUAAUAACUGAUGAAUCAACUGACGCUGAAAAACGUCGUGCAAAACAGGCUAGUGAUAAGUCUAUACCAAUCACUUGUUUGAUGGUAGCAGCCAUGGAGCCGAACCUCCAAAAGAGGUUCGAAACCAAGGAUGCCUACACGAUCAUGCAAGAGCUGCGGGCCAUGUUUAAAACUCAGGCCCGAGUUGAGCGGUAUGAGACUAACAGGGAGAUCCUUGAAUGUCACUUGAAGCCGGGUCAAGCUGUUGGCCCCCAUGUGUUCGAAAUGAUGGGUCUUUUCGAAAACAUGGAAAGACUUGGGUUCCCUUAUAGGCUCGAGUUGGCUACUGACAUCAUUCUCCACUCACUACCUGAAAGUUUUAAUCAGUUCAGAAUGACCUACAAUAUGAAUGAGUCUGAAAAGACUUUGCAAGAGCUGCAUGGAUUGUUGGUCAAUGCUGAAAGGAACAUCCCUAAGGUUGAACCAAAGAAAGAGGUUCUGUUGGUUCAAAAGGGAAAGGGUUUCAAAAAGAAAUGGGCAGGAAAGAAGGACAAAGGCAAGCAAGUUGCCACUGUCGCUGAAAAACCUAAGCCAUAUAUGUGCUUUAAUGGUCCUUUGGUAAAUAUUACGGAGAAACAUGACGAAAAUGAAGAUGUUUUAUUAUUGAGUGAGCUAUUUUCUUCAUGGGAUAUUUGGAUCUCAUGUAACAAAGUCAAAUGUGAUCUUCAUAAUGUUGAUUUGCGCUAUAACAUGAGUGAUUAUUUGGAUAGAUUUGAGCAUCCAUUGGCUGCUGAUUAG